AAUUGGAACUUGGAUUGCUUGAACUUGAUUGAUAAUCAAAUGAGAGCUAAAAAUGGGUUUUGUUGAUUUUAAUAUUGAACCUACAAAAAUCAAGGUAAAUCAACAUUUGUUUUGUAUCACAGUUACAUAUUGAGGUUCAAAUCGCGCAUUUAAUCAUUUACCAAGUCAACGGAUUGCUAUUUAAUAAAUGACAAUCGAGUGGAUGAGACAGUUCUUGCUUGAUUGUCUAACCAAAUACCUGAUCAAAAGAAACAAUGUUUUCAAUAGAAAUCCUAUUUCCAGUUUUCCUUUUUAGUUCCACAAUUAACUUGGCUUUUGGUCAAUCAAUCAAAUAUGAGACUUGCGGCAAUAAAUCCAAUGAUCCAUUGUCCGUUAACAUAACUGGCUGCCAGGAUUCAACGCUUUGUACAAUCAAUCGGAGUAAACCCGUCCAUUUCAGUUUAAAUUACGUUUCUCCGAUCGACUCUCCAGAAUUGAGAUUGAACAUUUGGGCCCAUUUUUUCAGGUUCUGGAUUCCAAUCAAAAAUGAACCCUUCCGAGUCUGUGGACAAUAUGGAGUGGAAUGUCCAAUCGUCAAAGGAAGAGAGUACCUUUAUAACAUGACUGUCAAUGCUCCUUGGUUUCCACAAGUACGAACCAAGAUCCGAUUUAUGUUAUCGUCGCCUGAAAAGAACCCAAUCGUUUGUGCAAUCAUCAAAAUUCGUAUUGUUUAAGCUUCAAAUCAAUUGGAAAUAUCGCCAUCUUAACUAGUCACUGAAAAUUGAACGAAACCUGUUGGAUUCAAUGGUUCAUCCAGCAACCAGUGUUUAUCAUUUUACUGUACUUGAUGAUCAGCUUUGAUCAUUGCCAAAUUAAAUAUCAAAUUAUGAGUCAAAUUAAAAGCUAAAUUGUGAACUCAACUGAAAAUU
Molecule: messenger RNA, 908 nt
Organism: Tetranychus urticae (two-spotted spider mite)
Lineage: Eukaryota; Metazoa; Arthropoda; Arachnida; Trombidiformes; Tetranychidae
Product: mite group 2 allergen Tyr p 2-like
Source: RefSeq, a predicted model, not a curated record